AUGUUGAGAGGAAGAUCGGACGUUCGUGCCGAAAUUGAAGCCAUUCAAAAAGAGGCGAGAGAGAAGGAGAAGGAACCUAAGAUCACAUUCGCUACGUUAUUCGCUCGUGAACUGCGAUGGUCGACCCUGAUAGCAAUAUUUUUGAUGUUUAUGCAACAAAUGAGUGGCAUCAAUGCAGCAAUGUAUUACUCGAAUGACAUCUUCAAAUCAACUGGAUUGAUUGGCGAUCAGAUCAUCUUGGCAACAUGUGCUAUAAUGCUAACCAAUGUGCUUAUGACCUUAGCAUCUGAAUGGCUUGUAGACCAUCCCUUAUUCGGUCGUCGUUUCUUACUUUUAACUGGUAUGCUUGGAAUGUUUCUGAUGUCAAUUGGUAUUGUUGCUUCUCUAAUUCUCAUUGUGAGUUUAAUCAUACCUAUUUUUAUUCGAGAUAUUUUAUAUACAUUCGCUGAGCAUAGCGAUCGAAUGCUAGAAAUGAAUGCAUGUCCAUUCAUAUGA
Messenger RNA from Anisakis simplex (herring worm), 495 nucleotides. NCBI's taxonomy places the organism in Eukaryota, Metazoa, Nematoda, Chromadorea, Rhabditida, Anisakidae. The record is from the annotation of a GenBank genome assembly.